UUGUGAUCACAGCUAAUUAGAUCAUAGAGAGUGAAGAGAGCAGAUCUUCACACACCUGCUGGGAACAUGAAGACGAGCUGUGUGUUUUUUUUCUUGGGCUUCGUCAUUAUCAUGGCACUCUCCUCGGAUGCUAGUCCACAAAGCUUUGAUUUUGGCCAGUGCUGUUUCAAAUUCUUCCAUGGCAAAAUUCCUCCUCAACAUGUCAACAAGGUGGAAAAAACCAAUUCACACUGUCCACAGCAAGGCUUCAUUGUUACAACGCCUAAGUUCCCUAACCUGUGUGUUCGGGAAGACCCCAGGGAAAGAAAUUAAACUUUAAUGCUGCAGCUUUGACUGGACAGAAAUACAAAUCUAAUAAACUAUAUUAAUGUAAUAAACUUUAAUAAAUCGUUAAUUCACUUCAAA
Messenger RNA from Pangasianodon hypophthalmus (striped catfish), 405 nucleotides. RefSeq names its product C-C motif chemokine 13. NCBI's taxonomy places the organism in Eukaryota, Metazoa, Chordata, Actinopteri, Siluriformes, Pangasiidae. Gene Ontology annotation, biological process: immune response. The transcript is spliced from 3 exons. The record is from RefSeq and is a predicted model, not a curated record. Gene Ontology annotation, molecular function: chemokine activity. The coding region runs from base 67 to 312 and encodes 81 amino acids. Gene Ontology annotation, cellular component: extracellular region.